AUGUGGGUACAGCUUUCACUCAGUGAGACACUUCAGUCCAUGCUUCACUUUAUCUCCACAAAUCCUCCCUCUAAAUGCAACAGAGCAUCCUGCAUACUCAUCCCACGUCUGAACACCUCACUGGACACCUUGCCUGUAGCCCUACUGACAUCCUGGGGUAACCUUGAUUAAGCCUAUGAGGAGCCAAUUGUACCAGGGAUUCCUCGUGCAGAGCAUGCAAUCAGUUUGCAGGGAGCAGCCACAGCCACAGGAAAGAUGCAGAAGCACAAUCAGAAGGAGCACCUCUACAAGCUGCUGGUGAUCGGGGACCUGGGAGUGGGCAAAACCAGCAUCAUCAAACGUUAUGUCCACCAGAACUUCUCCCCUCACUACAGGGCCACCAUCGGGGUGGACUUUGCCUUGAAGGUGCUGAGCUGGGAUGCUGAGACUGUGGUACGGCUGCAGCUCUGGGAUAUUGCGGGUCAGGAAAGAUUUGGAAACAUGACCAGAGUAUACUACAGAGAGGCCAUGGGGGCAUUUAUUGUCUUUGACGUUACAAGACCUGCAACGUUUGAAGCAGUGACAAAAUGGAAAGAGGAUUUGGACUCUAAGUUGGUUCUUCCAAAUGGCAAACCUGUGCCAACAGUCCUCUUAGCAAACAAAUGUGACCAGGGAAUAGAUGUUCUUAUGAACAACGGCAUCAAGAUGGAUCAGUUCUGCAAAGAGAAUGGGUUCGUGGGCUGGUUUGAAACAUCAGCCAAGAUAAUUUCAGCGCAUGCAAGAUUUGAAGAGCUGGCAUAUGAGCUGAACUACGGAAAGUCUGGGGAGGGACGUUUACAAGGGCAG
Messenger RNA from Antrostomus carolinensis (chuck-will's-widow), 825 nucleotides. Its product is annotated as ras-related protein Rab-38. Lineage: Eukaryota; Metazoa; Chordata; Aves; Caprimulgiformes; Caprimulgidae. Gene Ontology annotation, cellular component: trans-Golgi network; late endosome; lysosome. The annotation marks the transcript as partial. The transcript is spliced from 4 exons. Gene Ontology annotation, molecular function: GTPase activity; GTP binding. Gene Ontology annotation, biological process: phagosome-lysosome fusion; endosome to lysosome transport. The record is from RefSeq and is a predicted model, not a curated record.